Messenger RNA from Anolis carolinensis (green anole), 6994 nucleotides. It is a transcript of the gene stk24, whose product is annotated as serine/threonine kinase 24. The transcript is spliced from 11 exons. Lineage: Eukaryota; Metazoa; Chordata; Lepidosauria; Squamata; Anolidae. Bases 211 to 1509 code for a protein of 432 amino acids. Gene Ontology annotation, cellular component: cytoplasm. Gene Ontology annotation, biological process: protein phosphorylation; negative regulation of cell migration. The record is from RefSeq and is a predicted model, not a curated record. Gene Ontology annotation, molecular function: ATP binding; protein serine/threonine kinase activity.
UGCCCACCUCUUUCCCUCACACUCUCUCUGUGGGGCGCUGCUGGGGGCGGGGGAGGGAGGGAGGCGGCGGCGAUGGGGCUGAGGUGAUUCCUCCUCCUCCUCCCCUUCCUCCUCCUCCUCAAGCGAAGGCCACGGCGCUGGAGAGGCAGCGGGAGCAGCAGCGGUGGCGGAGGAAGAGGAGGCGGCGACGGCGGGUCUUCCGCCGUCCUCAUGGCCCACUCCCCGGUGCAGCAGCCGGGCCUGCCGGGGAUGCAGAAUCUGAAAGCAGAUCCGGAAGAACUGUUUACGAAACUAGAGAAGAUUGGCAAAGGUUCAUUUGGUGAAGUUUUCAAAGGAAUUGACAAUCGAACUCAAAAAGUAGUUGCAAUAAAAAUAAUUGAUCUUGAAGAAGCUGAAGAUGAAAUAGAAGACAUUCAACAAGAAAUCACCGUCCUGAGUCAAUGCGAUAGUCCAUAUGUUACCAAAUAUUAUGGAUCCUAUCUAAAGGAUACCAAAUUAUGGAUCAUAAUGGAAUAUCUUGGUGGAGGCUCUGCUCUUGACCUUUUAGAACCAGGCUCACUUGAUGAAAUCCAGAUUGCUACAAUAUUAAGAGAAAUUCUCAAAGGACUUGAUUAUUUGCAUUCGGAAAAGAAAAUUCAUAGAGAUAUUAAAGCUGCAAAUGUGCUGCUCUCUGAACAAGGUGAAGUCAAACUAGCAGACUUUGGUGUAGCUGGACAAUUAACUGAUACACAAAUAAAGAGGAACACCUUUGUGGGAACACCAUUUUGGAUGGCACCAGAAGUUAUAAAGCAAUCUGCUUAUGAUUCAAAGGCAGAUAUCUGGUCACUGGGCAUAACAGCCAUAGAACUGGCAAAAGGUGAGCCGCCGCACUCAGAACUGCAUCCAAUGAAAGUUUUAUUCCUCAUUCCAAAGAACAAUCCACCAACAUUAGAAGGAAAUUACAGUAAACCCCUAAAGGAGUUUGUUGAGGCCUGCUUGAACAAGGAUCCAAGCUUUAGACCAACAGCAAAAGAACUCCUGAAGCACAAAUUUAUUGUACGAAAUGCAAAGAAAACCUCUUAUUUGACAGAUCUGAUUGACAGGCAUAAAAGAUGGAAGGCUGAACAGAACCAUGAUAACUCAAGUUCUGAAGAUUCCGAUGGUGAAACAGACGGACAAGCCUCAGGAGGCAGUGAUUCAGGGGACUGGAUAUUUACAAUCCGAGAGAAAGAUCCCAAGAAUCUAGAGAAUGGAGCUACCCAGCUGCAUGAGUGGGAAAGAAACAAGGAAAAUACCAUUCAAAGGCGGCCUUUGUCUCGGUGCUUAUCUACGAUUAUAUCCCCGUUAUUUACAGAGCUGAAAGAGAGAAGCCAAGCUUGUGGAGGGAACGUGGGGUCCAUAGAGGAAUUGAGAGAAGCCAUUUAUUUAUCUGAAGAAGCAUGUCCAGGAAUUUCAGACACAAUGGUGACAGAGCUUGUAGAAAGACUUCAGAGGUAUUCAGUGGCCGGAGGGAGUGCAUCGUCCCACUGAAGCUUUCCUCUGCGGCGUUGCCUGCUUCCCUGGGGAUCCUGGAGGCGCCUGCUUGACUGUUGGUCAGUUGGGCAUAUUCAAUGUAUGGACAAUCCUGAAGAGGCAGCGCGGGCAUUGUUUUUCAGCUCUGUAUAGUUUUUUUUAAAAAAAACCCACCAUAAUGCACAUAUUCAAAGGAGGUAUCUUUUUAAAUUUCUGAGAUGUAUAUUUAGGAUUGAUUGCAGUUAGGAAACUAAAGCUAUUGUGAAAUCUCAGGUAUAUUGCUUUCAGUCACUGACCUUCAGCAAAUGGACCCAGAUCCAGAAGUGGGUCUGUCCCAAUCUAAAAUGGCGUUGCCACCCUUUUUUUUGUUUUAGGUUUAUAUUUUGAGAAAAGGAAAACUUAGGGAGGAGAAAUUAAGUGAGCUGUGUAUUUCAGAUUGGGGUUUCAGGUGGAUCUUGGGUCUCACAAUGUUGAAGGUAACUGCUUUAAGUCGAAUCUGUGAAUUGGAAAAUGUUCUAUUGGCUACGUGUACAGAUUUGUAUAUAGUCACUUUUUUUAACUGAAACUUGCUCAGUGUGCAUAGAAAAUCCCUCUGUACAAAUCGCCAAGUGCUUCUGUAGAUGAUACUAGUGAGGUAAAUAUUUUGGCAGAUCAUGACUGAUUAUUGGCUUGCCUUUGAUAUAUGAAAACUGAAUUAUAUGACAACUGGUUUGACCUGACCUUGUAUUUAUAGGUCAGAUAAUUAAAGCCGUGCUAUAAAAUAAUUGUUUGUACCUCAGAUGCAGAACUUUUCUCUUGUUUUGUACACAAUAGUGUUCUUUGUUGUUGAUCUAGAGAUGGGUCUUUACUCAUGGUACGACUUUGGUUAUUUUAAUUUACUGCAUCAUUUUGAAGUUCUAUGAUUUUUUAGUGUUUUUUAUAUCUGUUUAAAAUUGUGCCAAUGAAAAGUCUGAAUUCACUUUUAAUAGUUUUAUUUGAAAUUAUUUUGUAAAACCAGAACAUUUCCAUUAUGACUAAAUUUGAAAAGAAUAAGUUGAAAUCAUUCCUAAAAUCCUCGCUUAAUAACGGCAGUUAAAAUGAUCAAAAAUAUAUGUAAUUAUUGUUAUGGAAAAUUAUACAUAUUUUUACCCACAAUUGCAAUAAAUUUGUUCCAUAGCUGGAAAAAGAUAUAAACAUUUCAUCUAGACCUAAUAUAGAAAUUCUGACUACUAUACGUUUACUUUCUAUAUUUUAUUGUUUUGUUUUGUUUUUGUCAUUCAUCAUCUGAACUUAAUCUCUCUUCUAAUUAGAAGGAAUUAAUACAAUGUUCAAAUAUUUGAUGGGUAUCUCAUUUGGAGUUUUCUAAAGAAAUUUUUUGAGGUGAGUGGAAUAUAGUUGAAAAAGUAUAAUUAAAAUGAAGCAAUGGGUACUUGGGUUAUUCAGUGGCAUCAAUAUUCUCUCUAAUGGAAGAUCAAGUUUUGGUUACUUCUACUCCAUUCAUGUUGAAAGUCCAACAGAAAACCUUGUUUUCAUAGUUUAAAAAUCCCAAAUGUUCAAAGGCAACUGAAUGGCAGGGUUUAAUCUUUGUUUUUUGAGCCAAAGCAUUUGUAGUAAAACAAGAAUGAGAAUGUGCUACUCUGUUAUACUAGCAUAGAAACGAAGUAAGGAUAUUUGCUGAGACAGGUGUGGAACUUCACUCACUGCAUCUGUAAGGAUCUUCUUCUUUAGACAGAGAGAAAUUGAAGUUACUCUGUUUUGGUGAUUACCCUAUCUUUCUGAGUGGCAGUAGAAUGUUACUCUAGUCCUUUUUCCUUAACAUUCACUAAUCCUUUAAAAAUGGUCCAGUCACAUAUUUAGAAUGAUAAUCCUGCAGGUACCUCCAAGGGGAAAACACUGUAGUAAAGUUAAUAGCUUCCUUUGAAGCAUACUGAUGGAGAAGUGACAAGAAAAAGACAGGUUUUAGUCCACCAGCUUUGUAGGUAGCCACAAUCCCCACUAUUAUUUUCAGGAGUGUCUGUACACAGCCUAAAACUUUACAGAUUCCAGAAGUUUUUGGUAGGUAACCCACCGUUGUAAGGAUAAUGUAAAAAUCUCUUUUCUAGGAAUAUCACUUUGAGAAUUGCUAAAUGGGAGUCAGAAAACUCAGUUUUGAAAAUGUGGUCAUUUUGGCCAUUCCCCCCCCCCCCCCCCCCACAAAUAAUGCUUACUCUAGAACUAAAUCUGGAAUUUCGGCCAAUCUCAAAUAUGUUCUUGUACAAAAUGGCUUUUUGAAGAGUUGCUUGGUUUGGAGAUGAAAUAAAGGAUUUGGCCGAUUUAUGAAAUUGAAUUCAGGUAGCCUUGAGUGUAUCUGCACUCGUUAGAACAGCCUGAUAAAACUUUGGUUACCAUAGCUUCAUGCUGUAGAAGACUGGGUUUUGUAGCUUAGUACUCAAGACCUUUCUGCUUAGCUCUAGUGCACUUCCCAGAAUACAUGCAUCAAACUUAGUGCACUAUCUGGUUUGAAAUAGGGAAUAUAGAUGUAAAUUUCUGAAACAAAAGUCGACAGCUCACCCUUAGUUGGAACCAAGUCAUAUGUCUUCAUUCUAAAGCGUAUUAUUAAAUUCUUGAGGUAAGGAUUUUACUUUGGCCUUUUAAGGUUACUACUUAUCAUCCCUUAAACGUACUUUUAGAACUAGCCUCUUCUAAACAAAUGCAAUACUUGAAGUGUGUUGUUCUCUCAAUUGUUCGAUGUGCUCCCAAAAGCAGUUUUCUAUCCCUUGGUAAAUAUAGUUUCUGUCUUGAAUAUGUUUGAUUGGAAAAAAAAGUUUCACUUUCCCAAAAUUAGGUGCUAAGCAAGUUGUAAGCGUAAAUCAAAUCUUUUAAACUAGAAAGAUUUGUGUUUUGUCAAGUCAUAUUCCAUGUGUUUCGUAAGAAAACUCUGUUGCAGUUACAUAAGAGAGUUGGAGUUAGAUGGUAGAAGGCCAUUGUGCACAGAACUUCUAGUGAAAUAGUGAAAGUUGCUCCUAUCCUCUCACCAUGUAAUGAGGUGCCAUGGGUUUUUGUUUGAGUCACUUGCUUUGUUCUUGACUUCCAUGUUGCAUUUUGUAAUUUUGAAACCAUGCUGCACUGAUAUUUUUGUAACUGUUUUAGAACCACGUCAGAGGUUUGUGCCCUAAUACCCUACGAUGGGAUUGUGCAUCCGUCUCUGCAUAGAAGAGGGAAUGGGUGUCUUGGCUUAUGCAUAUAUAGGUGAACCCUUCAUUAACCUGACUUCUUUUUUGUCCACCCUUUUUGAAGAGGAAGGAUUGUGGCAGUGAGUUUUGUGCAUGAGAACCCAAGGCUUAGUCUUCCCCUUGCCGUGUAUGCUCCCACAUUUUGCCAUGUGUAGGCUAAACUGGUCCUUUCUUUUUUCCUUAUAGAUAUGCUGUUCAAGUUGUAAAUGUAUAAAUAAAGUGGCAAAAGCGACAGCACCUUAUAUAACAUUUAAAGACUAACAAAUUUAUUGGCACACAAGUUCUCUUGAGUUAAAAGUGGCAGUACAUAUGUAUAAGAAAAGGUGGUCUGAAAGACUGAAAAGCAAGAGGCAGUUUUGGUCUACAGAAUACAGGAAGUUUUCCUAGUCUGGCACCUUCUGGAUUUAUGAAUUGUUAUGGGCAGAAACCCAGCAGUGCUGCCUAUAGAGGAGCCUGAAGUCCAGAAUACCCAGAGGGUGCCAAAUUGGGCAAAGAUAAACUCAACAUGCAUUUGGAUUCAGCAGACUUGCAUUUGUGUUUUAAGCUUUAUGACUUUUUGGUCCACUUACUAGUUUAUUUUGUCCUAUUGUGUCCCUCUAUGUGUAUGCACACGAACCCCCCCCCCCCCCCCCAAAUUCAUACGUCUUAUAAGCACAUUCAUCCAGUGAUGUUUGGUGGAAAUUUUUUUUGGUGACAAAAUUUUACCCUUUUGAAAAUGUGCUAUUUCAUAAAACUAGCAAAAUAAUAAUUGGCAACUUUUUUUUGACAAGUUCAUCAUUUUUAAAGUUAGAAUUAACAUUUUUCAAGUCCUUAUUUCAAAGUAAUGAUCAGGAAUAUAAUAGUUCUUUGGGUGUCCUAAUGUUAGCAUUAGUGCCUUUGUGCCCACCUAAAAUUCAAAGUGUAGGACUGUUUGCUAUUAUGUUAUGUUGCGAAGUUUUAAUGGCAUUAUUGGAUUUGUGUGAAUAUAAAUUUAAAAUUGUUUACUGAUUUCCCCCACCAUCAUAUGGCUGAGAUCCUGGAUUGGGAGUGAUUGCAUAUUAUGUCACUCCAAAUCCACUUUGCAGGUAUCCCCCCUCCAGUGGCAUUUUUUUCAUGAUGGAAGAAUCGGGGUGGGUUUGCAUCCAGCCAUUUUCCUGUACCAGGUCAUACAGCAACAGACACCUGAAGGGAAUUUUGGGGGUCCUUAGGAGGUUCCUUGUAUCACAACCUGGUACAGGUGAGUAGAUGGAUCCCCACCUUAACCAGCUAAUCUCCCCGCUCUCUGACAAAACAGACAUUGUCAUGUAGGCUUUUGGGGGGGGGGGGGGGCAGCGGCAGUGGAGCUGUGUAGUUUACAAUGUGAGUUUUGAGGGGCUUUUGGUUGUUGUAUGGUUGUAAUAGAAUUCGGAGCUCUGCAACAACUAAAAAUAUGAUCUGGGAUCGCAUAACUGACUUACUGAUCAUAAUUCACCAACAGGAUGUCAGCUAAAUGUUUCUGUUCAGAUACUUUGGGAAUUGCAAAUUUUGAUGGGAAACAUAUAUAGCACAUGAUGGCAUAUUCUAAAUAUGAAGAAGCUAGAGUGAAUUCUGGUCAGUGUAUAGUAUCAGAAAGUUCUCUAGGAACUUCUUGUAGAAAAACCAUGACGCCAUAAAACUAUGCCACAAUAAAUUAAGAUUCUGCAGAACUGUUUUCAGUAGCUGUCUAAGAAUUUGUUUCAGUAAAGUGGAAUUGUAUUACGAUGUUAUCAUAAGCAAAGGUAUGAUAAACAGAUGCAAUAGACUUUGUAUAAAAGACUUAUUUCUAAGUGGGUUCUUUUAUAAAAGGCAGGCUUCAGCAUAUCUGCCCACAUGUCUGUUGUCUAGUAUCUCAUGCUAAAGAUAUAUAGUGCAUACACAGAACAAAGCCCUGCUUAGGAAAUUUGAAGUAGAUGGAUAAAAUAUAAUUGCUGCCUUCCUAAUUUGUUUUUUUUACUGUUCGUUAAAGCUAAGAGGUUUUUUGCUAGAUGAGACCCAAGGUCCAUUUAGCCUAACAGUUUGCUGUUAGCAAUAGCCAGCCAGCUGCCUUUAGGAACUGUGCAUACACAGUAUUCUGGGAAUAAACCUGUCGCCCUGAAUUCUAGUCUAUCUGGGUAUAAACUGGGCUUAUGGAUGUCCCACUUCUAGCUAUCAUGAGAAACAUCUGGUGAAAGACCAGUCCUUGUUCUCAAGUGCUGUUUAUUUUUUUCUGCAAUACUAUUUAUCAAUCUGUAUGAAAUCUGCUAAUGUCACGCAUCAAGCUAUUCUCAAUUCCUUGUAUCUUACCUCUCACAAAAAUAAAGAAAUACAACAAUUUU